This is a messenger RNA of Biomphalaria glabrata, 2212 nucleotides long. Its product is annotated as EF-hand domain-containing protein 1-like. Bases 90 to 2027 code for a protein of 645 amino acids. The transcript is spliced from 12 exons. The record is from RefSeq and is a predicted model, not a curated record. Gene Ontology annotation, biological process: mitotic spindle organization; mitotic cytokinesis; cilium-dependent cell motility. Gene Ontology annotation, molecular function: calcium ion binding; alpha-tubulin binding. Gene Ontology annotation, cellular component: mitotic spindle; axoneme. NCBI's taxonomy places the organism in Eukaryota, Metazoa, Mollusca, Gastropoda, Planorbidae.
CCUAGUAACUAUGUACACAAGUUUGAGUCGUUUCCCUCAUUACUAAUAUUUCAUUUAUUUAUUUUUAUCUCUGCUUUGAAAAUUUGAAAAUGGAAGGCCUUCCAUUUCUUCCUGGAAAUACCUUUAGAGAUCCAACGCAAAUGAAAUAUCAUGUUAGCCAAACUCUUGGAUACAAAAAUGGCUAUGCUAUUCCUAAGAGGCCAGAGGUUGGAGUAGGGGGAACGCAAUUAUUUUAUAACAAUCUCUCAGAAAGUGAACUGGAUGAGCUUGCUAACUUCAACCCAACCCUUACUUAUGGACAAGCCAAACAAGCCGCUCCAGCUGCCUUUAUUCCUGCACAUGUUGCUUGGGACAAAAAGGUGCUCAAAUUUAAUGGCUACUUUAAACAAACAGUGCAUGAAUCUCCUGAUGAGUAUUAUAGGGUUCGUCCAGUGGAUAUAUAUUAUUAUCUGGAGGAUGACAGUAUUGCAGUCAUUGAACCACAUGUAGAAAAUUCGGGAAUGCCACAAGGUAAACUUAUCAAACGUCAGAGAUUACCUAAGAAUGACCAAGGUGAUACAUGGCACUGGAAGGAUUUGAAUCUUGGCAUGAAUAUUGUCUUCUAUGGAAAAAGUUUUCAUAUCACCAACUGUGAUAAAUUUACUAAGGAUUUCUUAGAAAGUGAAGGUAUUGAGAUUAAUGAAGCAGAAUUCAUUCCCACUGACCCCUACAUUCAGAAGAGAGCAGAUGCUGUGGCACUGAGGACUUAUACCACCCAGUCAGCAUUUGAUAAGCUUAAACAAUUCAAGGAGCUAGAUCGCAAAGUACUGAGAUUCUACUGUGUAUGGGAUGACAGAGACAGCAUGUUUGGAGAGAUGAGGCCUUUCCUUCUACAUUACUAUCUUGUUGAUGACACUUUAGAAAUUAGAGAGGUUCAUACUCCCAACGAUGGCCGUGAUCCUUUUCCAGUAUUAAUUGGUCGCCACAAAGUUCCUAAAGAUAGGUUCAAUGUUCCAGCUGCCUUCCCUGGUGCCGUCUUAGAGCUAACAGAUCAGGAGAUUAAAAAUUAUUUCACACCUAAAGACUUUCAGAUUGGUAAAACACUUCAGAUUUAUGGAAGAAGGUUUUUAAUUUAUGACUGUGAUAAUUUCACCAAAGGAUUCUACUACAAUCACUUUGGCAUUACAAACUUUGACCCAGUGGAAGUCAAAGGAGUAGCCAAGACACUUCCAAAAAUGGAAAUAGCAGAAUAUAACAAUUUUGGCUCACUUGAAGACUCUCUGCAGUCAUGCAACAGCCUUGUGCCACAACCUGCUAAGAAAGAUUUCAUCAAAAUGUUAGAGAAUGAUCAUAAAGAACUUAGAUUUGAAGCUAUAAUGAUGCCUGGAUGUAAGGACACCAUGAGAGCAGAAGAUAGAGGGCGCCGCUUCAUCAUCUCUUAUCGCCUGGCAGAUGAUAUGAUCACUAUUUUUGAGCCCCCUGUCAAGAACUCUGGUAUUAUAGGUGGAAAAUUUUUAGAGAGGACAAGAGUGGCCAAGCCAGGCUCAACAUUAGAAAAACCCCAGUAUUAUGGUCCCCAGGACUUUUACAUUGGGGCAGUCAUUGAAAUUUUCAGACAUAGAUUUAUUAUUACCAAUGCUGAUGCCUAUGUUUUAAAAUACAUUGAAGACCAUAAAAGCCAAUUUCCUGACCAAAUGUAUAUGUCUAUAAAAGAGAAAGUUGGAGAGUACCCAGGUCCAAAAGAAAGUGUGAAAGGAGGACCAAUGAAAGUUCAAAGACAACCUGGUGACCUUGAGAACAUGGUCAGACAAGUGAAAGCCCAGUUGAAAAAGCUGUCCAUCACAGACAAAUCUCGGAUUGAUGAGAUGUUCCUCAGGUACAACAAUGACCGCACUGGCUACAUAGAUAUCAACAAUCUAAGAGACCUAUGCAAAAGACUCCAGUUACCCAUUGAUCAAGAUGUCCUUGAAUCUGUUAUAUGCCAGAUCACCUCUCAUCCUGAAGGCCACAUUAGUUUAGAGGAAUUUCGUGAGUUUGUUGAGAACUGAUUGACCAACUAGCGCAGAGUAUUUGAAUGAACAACUGCUGAAUAUUUUGUAUCAAGUUAUUUCAACUUUUUUGCUGCGACAAAAAAAAUAUGCAAACAAUGAUUAUGAUUUAGUUAGUGUAAAUAGGUUUGCACUUUUAAAGAAAUCUAAAAAUUAAAAAAAAAAAAAAAAAAAAAGGGAGAAAA